Molecule: messenger RNA, 2145 nt
Organism: Sycon ciliatum
Lineage: Eukaryota; Metazoa; Porifera; Calcarea; Leucosolenida; Sycettidae
Product: pre-mRNA-splicing factor CWC25 homolog
Exons: 4
Coding region: 232-1536 (434 amino acids)
Biological process (GO): mRNA splicing, via spliceosome
Cellular component (GO): U2-type spliceosomal complex
Source: RefSeq, a predicted model, not a curated record
UAUAAUAUCCAGCUUUUGCAUUCCUCUUGUUCAGUAAAACAAACCUUUCUGAAAGCUGGUGGUAGUCCAGGCGAGCAACAGAGGCACAUUCGCGCUGGUAGGAGUAUACUAGUAGUAAGAACCCCGGACCUCUGCUGUUUCUGCCCAGCCUUUAGGCUUUAGUGGUGCGUUCGUACCCCCUUCAUUUUUCUCCUCUCUGUGUUUGUGAAUCCACGAACAAGCACAGUCAAGAUGGGGGGAGGCGACUUGAACAUGAAAAAGAGCUUCCACCCGCUCACCAUGGCCAACCUGGAGCGGGUGUUCAAUGCCGAGCUGAAGCGCGACACGGAGCUGAAGAAGGUCGAGCAGCUGCGGCGUGAGAUCGCCGAGGAGCGGCAGCGCGAGGAGCUCCACAAGCACGCCGUGGACACUGGCGUCAUCAAAGGCAAGGCGGCGCGCCUGGACUGGAUGUACGCCGGCCCGGGCACGGCCAGCGCCGGCGCCGAGCGUGAGGAGUACCUGCUGGGCAAGAAGAUCGACAAGGACGUCGACCCACUGCAGCAGGACACCACGGAGAAGACCGAUGCCACGGCCGUCGCCUCGUCCAUCUUCACCGACGCUACGAUGUCCGGUGCAAACUCGCAGCGCGACAUGGCCGCCAAGAUCCGCGAAGACCCGCUGUUCGCUAUCAAGAAGCAGGAAGAGCAGGCGCGAAAGAACCUGCUGAACAACCCGGUGCGGAUGAAACAGCUACAGCAGAUGCUGCGACAGCAGACCGGGGAUGGUAGUGAUAGCAGUAGCAGUGAUGAUGACAGCGAUCGGUCUCCAUCGCCGGCGGCGCCGCGCAGUGGCAGGGCACCGCCGCAACAGCGCUCACGUCACCGUCAGCGUUCCCCGUCGCCACGGCGACGCCGAGACGGGCGCGAGCGUUCCCGGUCACCUAGGGAGCGACGCCAACGACACGAUCGAUCUCGCUCGCCGCAGCGCGGUGCAAGGGCGUCGCGACACGGAUACGACGAUUCGAAGGACAGGUCCACACACCACCGUCAUCGUCGGUCUGAGCAAUCACCGGAGCGUCAGUCACACAGAUCUCGUUCGCCGCAGCGCAGUGCAAGGGCGUCGCGACACGGAUACGACGAUUCGAAGGACAGGUCCACACACCACCGUCAACGCCAGUCUGAGCCAUCGCCGCAGCGUCAGCCACACAGAUCUCGUUCGCCGCAGCGCAGUGCAAGGACAUCACGCCACGAAUAUGAUGAUUCGAAGGACAGGUCCACACACCACCGUCAACGUCAGUCUGCGCAAUCACCGGAGCGUCAGUCACACAGACGCCAGGCGGAGACGAAACCGAAGCGUGCCGACCCGGAAGAGGCCGAGCGGAGAAGAAAGGAAAUGAUGGCUGCCGCAAAGGCACAUCACAAGGAGCGCGACACACGCGUCCGCAAGCGCCAGCACGCCGCGGAUCGCGAGGAAGCGGAGCUGCGAGGCCGAACGAAGAAACACGACGAGGACUUCUUCUUCCAGGUGAACUCGAUGGCAGGUUCUAAAAUAAAGUAGACGAUCACUUUCUGUUUGAGUUUUAUUGUUCGUCUUUGUAGAUGUCUUUCCACCGGCGCUGGUUGCUGUGGGAUCUUUUAUACAUUUUUUGUCCGAAAAUUAGUUCGUCUAACAUAUUUUAAAACACUAUGCUAUUCAUUCUCUAGCUUAGUGUUUGAUUGGACGCGCAAGCACUAAACCAUGACCUCAUCAAAAACAACAAUUUACGUUUGACGCAGUUCUACACUGCUCAUGUACUGUUGAGGUGGGGUCGUUUGGCCCUGCCCCUGCCCCCCGCCCCGCCCCUUGAAAAACAUUCACACUUUUCUAGUACUAACCGCAGCUGGACUACACGGCUAGUGUGAGCAACAAUACCCUCACCGUCGAUCCAGAACCGUACGGCACCAUUUCCAUUCAUUCAUCAUUCAUGAAAAGUCCAUCCAUGUUAGCUACGUCCAACCUACUCUGCUGCCAUCCGCUUGAUCUACUGGCCUACUCAUGCAUUAUAAUAAUUAUACCCGAAGUCUGUUUUUUUUAAAUAAUUUAGAAUGGCAAUGGGUGAAACGAGAGAGAGCUGCAGCUAGUGUAGGUGUACAUACUUGAGUAAGUCUUCUUGAACAUUCCAUUGUA